CCUCCUCCUCCUCCUGCUCCUCCUGCUGCUCCUGCUCCUCCUGCAGACAUGAGGAGUCUCCUCCUGGUGGUUUUUGCAGCUUUAGCGCUGAGCGGAGACGCUUUGAUCCGAAUUCCUCUGAAGAAAUUCCGUUCCAUCAGACGCGAGCUGACGGACUCGGGGAGACGAGUGGAGGAGCUGGUUGCUGACAAACACUCCCUCAAGUACAACACUGGCUUCCCCUCCAGUACCGGGCCCACUCCAGAGACCCUGAAGAACUACCUCGAUGCUCAGUAUUAUGGAGACAUCGCCCUGGGAACCCCCCCUCAGACGUUCAGUGUGGUGUUUGACACGGGUUCCUCCAACCUGUGGGUUCCCUCCAUUCACUGCUCCAUCUUAGACAUCGCAUGCUUGCUUCACCACAAAUAUAACUCCGCCAAGUCCAGCACAUACGUGAAGAACGGCACCGCCUUCGCCAUCCAGUAUGGAUCUGGCAGCUUGUCGGGCUUCCUCAGUCAGGACACGUGCACAAUCGGCGACUUGACCGUAGAAAAGCAGGUUUUCGGAGAAGCCACCAAACAGCCUGGCGUGGCUUUUAUCGCAGCCAAGUUUGACGGGAUCCUCGGCAUGGCCUACCCACGCAUCUCUGUGGACGGCGUGGCUCCGGUCUUUGACAACAUCAUGAGCCAGAAGAAGGUGGACGAGAACGUCUUCUCCUUCUACCUGAACAGGAACCCAGACAUGGUGCCCGGCGGCGAGCUGCUGCUGGGAGGAACCGACCCAAAGUACUACACUGGUGACUUCAACUACGUUAACGUCACCCGGCAGGCGUACUGGCAGAUCCACAUGGACGGGAUGGGCGUGGGCAGCCAGCUGACUCUGUGUAAGGACGGCUGCGAGGCCAUCGUGGACACGGGGACGUCUCUGAUCACCGGCCCCGCCGCCGAGGUCAAGGCGCUGCAGAAAGCCAUCGGAGCCAUUCCACUCAUCCAGGGAGAGUACAUGGUGAGCUGUGACAAGAUCCCCACGCUGCCCGUCAUCACCUUCAACCUGAGUGGACAGAGCUACAGUCUGACUGGAGACCAGUACGUCCUCAAGGUCACUCAGGCUGGAAAGGUGAUUUGUCUGAGCGGCUUCAUGGGCCUGGACAUCCCCGCCCCCGCCGGGCCCCUGUGGAUUCUGGGAGAUGUUUUCAUCGGCCAGUACUACACUGUGUUCGACAGAGACAACAACAGGGUGGGCUUUGCCAAGUCCAAGUAAGAACAACGCUAAAAGUCCGAAAGAUGAAUAUUUGAGCUGCACACGUUUUCCGUUGCUUUGCAAUCAAACCGUCUUUAGCAAUAGGUUUUGUGUGGCGUGUAAACGCACUGAUCCAGCAGCGUGUGAAGCAGAUGGAGAGAUGAUGCUUGUGUGAUGUGUCAGAUCCGGGAUCAGCUGAUUGUAUCGGUACUGCUCAGAAUAUUGAGCCCUUACUUUUUAAAUCAGGGAUUUGUUUUAAACUUUUAAUUUGGAUUUUAGGAGGAAGUUUUCGACUACUGACAUUGUGAUGAUUCUUAAUGUGAUUUGGCCUCAAUAAACACUUUUAAAACAUC
Messenger RNA from Hippoglossus stenolepis (Pacific halibut), 1571 nucleotides. RefSeq names its product cathepsin D (gene ctsd). Lineage: Eukaryota; Metazoa; Chordata; Actinopteri; Pleuronectiformes; Pleuronectidae. The transcript is spliced from 10 exons. Gene Ontology annotation, molecular function: aspartic-type endopeptidase activity. The coding region runs from base 49 to 1239 and encodes 396 amino acids. Gene Ontology annotation, cellular component: lysosome. Gene Ontology annotation, biological process: proteolysis. The record is from RefSeq and is a predicted model, not a curated record.